Molecule: messenger RNA, 5394 nt
Organism: Pangasianodon hypophthalmus (striped catfish)
Lineage: Eukaryota; Metazoa; Chordata; Actinopteri; Siluriformes; Pangasiidae
Gene: fmnl2a
Product: formin-like 2a
Exons: 27
Coding region: 409-3657 (1082 amino acids)
Biological process (GO): cell migration; cortical actin cytoskeleton organization; regulation of cell shape
Cellular component (GO): cytosol
Molecular function (GO): actin filament binding; small GTPase binding
Source: RefSeq, a predicted model, not a curated record
CAGUGGGCGUGGUUAGUGUGAGCCAGAGUGGAGUUGAAGGAUGCGGGAGGAAGAGAGUGAGGAGCUGUACCUGGAGUGUUAGCUGAGUUAUCCGGGGAGCACACUCAGUCUGAAUCAUGCGCUUCGUCAGCUCUGCAACUCACUGGGAGUGGUGUGGAAAUUGUGCAAGAUACGGAUAAGACACGUUGCCAUCAAAUGUCGCGCUGUUGCUAAGAAGUUUCCCGUUAACGGUAUAUAAGAGAAUAUCAUGCUCGCGCAGGAGUUUUUCUUCCCGUCGCGGAGUUGUUUCUGCUGACGCCGUAAAUCACGGCUGAAGUUUGUUAGUUAACGUGGAAAAGGCAGCAGGUUGACUGGAAAGCUGCUUGAAAUAGUUACAAUCCAAAACAGUUUAGAAAGAAGGACUGGAAGAUGGGGAACGCAGGGAGUAUGGAGCAGCACACCGACCCGAGAGGACACAACAUGCCGUUAAAACUGCCCAUGCCGGACCCGGGGGAAUUAGAGGAGCGCUUUGCGGUUGUUUUGAAUUCUAUGAAUUUGCCUCCAGACAAAGCCCGGUUACUGCGGCAGUAUGACAACGAGAAGAAGUGGGAGCUCAUCUGCGAUCAGGAAAGAUUCCAAGUGAAAAACCCUCCUCACACAUAUAUCCAGAAGUUGAAGAGUUAUCUGGACCCAGCAGUCACCAGGAAGAAAUUCCGCCGGAGAGUUCAAGAAUCCACUCAGGUGCUGAGAGAACUAGAAAUUUCAUUAAGGACUAAUCACAUUGGAUGGGUGCGUGAGUUUCUAAACGAGGAGAAUAAGGGCCUGGACGUGUUGGUGGAGUAUCUCUCAUUUGCACAGUAUGCUGUCACAUUUGAUGGUGAUAGUUUUGAGAAUGGCACAGACAAUGCAAUGGACAAGUCUAAAUCUUGGAGUCGCUCUAUCGAAGAUCUCCACAAUCUACCCUCUCCGAUUCCAGGAAGCAUCAGCAGAGCUGGGAGACACUCUACAUUAAGAUGUAAUACAUUGCCCAGCAGAAGAACAUUGAAGAAUUCGAGAUUGCUGUGUAAGAAAGACGACGUUCACGUCUGCAUUAUGUGCCUGCGAGCCAUUAUGAACUAUCAGUAUGGCUUCAACAUGGUUAUGUCCCACCCUCAUGCUGUGAAUGAAAUUGCACUAAGUCUGAACAACAAGAACCCCAGGACGAAAGCGCUAGUACUGGAGCUGCUGGCUGCUGUGUGUCUAGUCAGAGGGGGGCAUGAGAUCAUUCUCGCUGCUUUUGAUAACUUUAAAGAGGUUUGUUCAGAAAAUCAACGCUUUGAGAAGCUGAUGGAGCACUUCAAGAAUGAGGACAAUAACAUCGACUUUAUGGUGGCCUGUAUGCAGUUCAUAAACAUUGUGGUCCACUCAGUAGAAGAUAUGAAUUUCAGAGUGCACCUACAAUAUGACUUCACGAAACUAUGUUUGGACGAGUACCUGGAUAAGCUGAAGCACACUGAGAGCGAUAAAUUGCAGGUGCAGAUCCAGGCCUACCUGGAUAACGUGUUCGAUGUGGGAGCUCUGUUAGAGGAUGCUGAGACGAAGAACGCGGCGCUGGAACGAGUGGAGGAGCUGGAGGAGAGCAUUUCUCAUAUGACAGAGAAGUUACAGGACACAGAAAAUGAAGCUAUGGCAAAGAUUGUGGAACUGGAGAAGCAGCUAAUGCAUAAGAAUAAGGAACUGGACUCUAUACGGGAAGUCUACAAGGAUGCUAACUCGCAGGUGCACACGCUGAGGAGGAUGGUGAAGGAGAAGGAUGAGGCCAUUCAGAGGCAGUGCAAUCUGGAGAAGAAGAUUCAUGAACUGGAAAAGCAAGGAACCAUCAAGAUCCAGAAGAAAGGAAAUGGGGAUAUUGCCAUCCUGCCCUCUGCUCCAUCUACUAACGGCCUGCUGGCGGGCACGGAGGGUGUGAUGGGGGUACCCGGGGGUGCCAUGGUGGGUCCUGUGGGACCGAGUAACGGUGUAGAACCAGGCAUGUCCAUGCCACCACCUCCCCCUCCGCCACCGCCUAUGCCUGCGUCACUACCAAACGGUCCAUCAGCUGUGCUCGAGCCACCCCCUCCUCCUCCUCCUCCUCCACCACCGCCCCCUCUUCCAGGCUCUGGCAUCGGUGUGCUGGAAUCUUCCCCUAUGCCCCCACCUCCACCACCCAUGGCACCACCUCUACCAGGCUGUGGAUCCCCCACUGUAAUCUUCAAUUCAGGUCUCGCAGCUGUGAAGAUUAAGAAGCCAAUCAAAACGAAAUUCCGAAUGCCAGUGUUUAACUGGGUGGCACUGAAGCCCAACCAGAUCAAUGGCACUGUCUUCAAUGAGAUCGAUGAUGAGAGGAUACUAGAGGAUCUGAAUGUAGAUGAGUUUGAGGAGAUAUUUAAGACAAGAGCUCAGGGCCCUGCUAUUGAUGUCACUUCUAGCAAGCAGAAGACCAUCCAGAAGGUUCCUAAUAAAGUUUCACUACUGGAUUCCAACAGGGCCAAAAAUCUGGCCAUCACACUCCGAAAAGUGGGCAAGACUCCGGAGGAAAUCUGCAAAGCAAUUCAGAUGUUUGACUUGCGGAUGUUGCCGGUGGACUUUGUGGAGUGUCUGCUGCGCUUCAUUCCCACAGAGCCCGAGGUAAAAAUGUUACGGCAGUAUGAGAAAGAGAAAAAGCCACUGGAAAACCUUACGGAUGAAGACCGCUUCAUGAUGCAGUUCAGCAAAAUCGAACGCCUCAUGCAGAAGAUGACUAUUAUGGCAUUUGUGGGGAACUUUAGUGAGAGCGUGCAGAUGCUCACUCCGCAACUGCACGCCAUCAUCGCAGCAUCUGUGUCCAUCAAGUCUUCACAGAAACUUAAGAAAAUCCUGGAGAUUAUAUUGGCUCUUGGGAACUACAUGAACAGCAGUAAAAGAGGGGCAGUGUAUGGCUUUAAACUUCAGAGUUUAGACUUGUUAAUAGAUACCAAAUCAACAGACAGGAAGAUAACACUGUUGCACUACAUUGCAAAUGUAGUGAAGGAGAAGUACCAGCAGGUGGCACUGUUCUAUAACGAGCUCCAUUAUGUGGAAAAAGCAGCAGCAGUCUCUUUAGAGAAUGUGCUGAUGGACGUGAAGGAGCUCCAGAGAGGAAUGGAUCUAACUAGGAGAGAGUAUAGCAUGCAUGGCCACAACACGCUGCUCAAAGACUUCAUACAUCUCAAUGAGAGCAAGCUCAAGAAAUUACAGGAUGAUGCCAAAAUUGCACAGGAUGCUUUUGAUGAGGCAGUAAAGUUUUUUGGGGAGAGUUCCAAAACCAUGCCUCCAUCAGUGUUCUUCCCUGUGUUUGUGCGCUUUGUGAAGGCAUACAGGCAAGCAGAGGAGGAAAAUGAGCAGAGGAAAAGGCAGGAGCAGAUGCUGAUGGAAAAGCUGCUAGAGCAGGAGGCCAUGGAGCAGGAAAAUCAGAAGUCUCCUUCUCAUAAGAAUAAACGACAGCAGCAGGAGCUGAUAGCUGAGUUGAAGAAGAAGCAAGUGAAGGACAGUCGGCAUGUUUACGAGGGAAAAGACGGGACCAUUGAGGACAUUAUCACUGCCUUAAAGAAGAAUAAUAUUACUAAAUUUCCAAAUGUGCACUCGAGGGUAAGGAACUCGUCCAGUAGCACCCCAGUGGUGAUGGAUGGUACUCAAACCUGAUCUAAGAAACCAGCCUUACAGGCGCGCUGAUGCGGUGAGGAGGAGUGUCCGGAGACGUUUUGAUGAUCAGAGCUUACGGCCAAUCAACAAUGCAGAGCUGGUGAUGUAACGAAGGCAGAGUGGAUGUGAUUGGUUGGGAUUGGAGUGGCUGAGAGAUUGUCAGCCUCUCUCUGUUUGAAAAGGACUGAUGAAGAAUUGAAAGAGUGAGGAAGUUUGUCCUAAGGGCCAAAAGCUCAAGCUACUUUUGACCAAGUGCCUGAAUUUAACAUUUGUGUGAUAUUGUCUUUUUACAUUUAUUAUGUAUUGUAUUAUUUCAAGCAAUAGGAACUUUUGCUCAUUUACCACAGUGUCACUUGUAAAACUGGAUAUGAACAUUAUUUCCAUACAGAUGGAGAUACACUAGUAUGGAAAUCCAUAGUGAACUCGUACAUUCCGGUAGUAAUUACCAUAUUGCUUUUACUGCACAAUGUUGUCCAAAAACACUUUUUCCUAUAUGUGGACAAGGGCUGGGUGUAUUCUUAAAGAUUACAGGCAUGUUGAGCUUAUUGCAAAUCAAAAAGGAAUGGAAAGGCUACGUAGCAUUUUUGAAUGACAACAUGGCAGGUUUUAUGAAGACCAGUUUUAUUAAAAAUGAUAGAGGGUUUGUGGAGAAGUAUUAAUGGAAACGGUGAAAGGCUGUGUAAAGUAGAUGGUUCCAAGUUAAUGUGAAAUGUAUAUAAUGUAAGCAUUGUCACUCAGCAGUGUUAACAGACCAAAAUCCAAUCAGCUCACAAUUACAUGAAAGCAUUCAAAUAUUUGUCAUGCCACUAUCUCCAAGCUAUAUCACAGUAACGUGGACUAAUAAAGUUGUGCCCAAGUGCCCCUCAGCUUUUAGUGAGUAGCUGACCUUCAGUGGGAAGAUACAAAAUCUGUAGCAGAUGGACUGGAUCCAAUAUUCAGGACUGUUUUAGUACAAUUACAGUAUAAGCCAAAGAAAAAAAAGACCACCACCUCGGACACCUGAUUCACCAUUUGUGAACAUUCUUUAAAAAGUACUGAUGCAGAGGCACUUGUGCUGUGUCUCAGCUAACACAUCUGAAGUAGAUUAUUCAACCACUGAAGCCAGCCUUUCUCCGUAUGGCUUAUGCAGACCACUCAACUGAGUGCCACUUCUUUUUUUUGGCUUCCAGCUCUAUGUAAGAAAAAGCCUAGAAACGCUUUUUAAUUGUACAGAUAUUUUUGCUACAAAAUGGUUGCAUUUUAAAAAAAAAACAAAAAAAAAAAAAAACCUUCUUAACCUUCAUUAGCAUAAGGUUAAUAUUGUACAUAUUGAUUUCAUCAUCCUUUUACUCCAUUUGAAUGUUAUUUUAACUUAUAGUUUUGUUUUUUUUCCAUUUUGUGUAUUUAAUUAAACAAAAAACAUGAAUUUGUCGUAUCUUUGAUAAAGUAUGUAGCAGAGUUCUCAGAUUUUACGCUUGCCUGGCAGUAUUAAAGGCAAUAGAAUAACUGGCACAAUCUGACACCACAUAACGCAUCACUAAGUAAUACUGACACGUCUGCCUGUAUGCUGCAGUCUCAUGUCCUUUAUGCAUUCCAUCUAUAGACCAAUGGAUCAAACUGGCAUGCCUUCUUGUCCUCUAAUCAAAAAUGUAUCUUCUGGCAUUGUGUUGUUAUAACAGAAUUUGAUUUGAAUAACUCAUUGUUUUUAGAGACACAAUUCAAUGCCAAUGAUUGAAUAAACUAUUUACAUAACUUUAA